This is a messenger RNA of Scheffersomyces amazonensis, 2824 nucleotides long. It is a transcript of the gene PMC1, whose product is annotated as calcium-transporting ATPase. The annotation marks the transcript as partial. Gene Ontology annotation, molecular function: ATP binding; ATP hydrolysis activity; P-type calcium transporter activity. Lineage: Eukaryota; Fungi; Ascomycota; Pichiomycetes; Serinales; Debaryomycetaceae. Gene Ontology annotation, cellular component: plasma membrane; intracellular membrane-bounded organelle. Gene Ontology annotation, biological process: intracellular calcium ion homeostasis. The record is from RefSeq and is a predicted model, not a curated record. The transcript has a single exon.
UGUUCAUGAAGCCAUGAGAAUUUAUGAAGAACAUUUACCUACCAAUGAAGAUUUAGGUUCAUCAAUCAUUAAAUUCAGAGAUCCUUAUUUAAUUUCAGGUGCUAAAGUAUUGAGUGGUUUGGGUCAUGCAGUUGUUACUGCUGUUGGUGUUCAUUCUAUCCAUGGUAGAACUAUGUUAAGUUUAAGACAUGAAGCUGAAACUACUCCUUUACAAGAACGUUUAGAUAAUUUGGCUGAAGGUAUUUCUAAAUAUGGUUUCUUGGCGGCAUUAUUAUUAUUUAUAAUUUUAUUCAUUAGAUUCUGUGUUAGUAUAACUGGUCAUAGACAAUUCUCAAGUUUAUUACCAGCUGCUAAAGGUAAGAAAUUCUUAGAUAUUUUAAUUACAGCAAUUACAAUUGUUGUUGUUGCUGUACCUGAAGGUUUACCAUUAGCAGUAACUUUAGCGUUAGCCUUUGCUACUACCAGAAUGGCACAAAAUGGUAAUUUGGUUAGAGUAUUAAAAUCUUGUGAAACAAUGGGAGGUGCAACUGCUAUUUGUUCUGAUAAAACAGGUACUUUAACUGAAAAUAGAAUGAGAAUUGUUAAAGGAUUCUUUGGUUUAGAUUCUGAUAAUGAAACUCCACUUGAAUUUGAUGAUACAGCUAGUAGUGUUGGACCAUCAUCAAUCGAUAUAAUCAAUAAGAUUGCAAAUGAUUUAAAAGUAUUUGUUUGUACUAAUAUUACUUUAAAUUCAACUGCUUUCGAAAAUGGUGAUUAUGAUCCAGUAAAAGCUGAGGCUGCAAAACAAAGACCAAAAACAAAAACCUUUUUGCAACAAUUAUUUACUUCAACUGAAUCUCAACAAGCAGAAAUUAAAAUGGGUCAAGUAUCUGAACCUUAUUUAGGUAAUAGAACUGAAUCAGCUUUAUUAAUCUUAGCAUCUCAAAAAUUUAAUUUAUUUGCUAAUAAGAAUUUAGAACAACAUCGUCAAGAUAGUGAAGAUGAAAUUGCACAAGUUAUUCCUUUUGAAAGUUCAAGAAAAUGGGCUGGAGUUGUAAUGAAGAUAAAUAACGGUUAUAGAUUAUACAUUAAAGGUGCUGCUGAAAUCAUUUUCAAAAAUUGUGGUUAUGAAUAUAAUAGUAAUGGUGAACUUAUUUCAUUAGAUAGAAACUUACGUGAUAUAACUUUAAGUAAGAUUGACGAAUAUGCAAAUGAUGCUUUAAGAGCUAUCGCUUUGGGUCAUCGUGAUUUUGUUGGAAUUCAAAGUUGGCCUCCUGCAGAACUUGCUAAUGCUGAAAAUCCCCAAGAAGCAGAUGCAAAUCUAUUAAUUAAUGUUGCUUCUACAAGUUCUGCCACUACACCAAAAUCAUUAACUCUUGAUGCAUUAGUUGGUAUUCAAGAUCCUGUUAAGGAAGGUGUUGCCGAAGCUGUAUUAAAAUGUAAAACUGCCGGUGUAACUGUUAGAAUGGUCACUGGUGAUAAUUUAAUUACUGCCAAAGCUAUUUCAAAAAGUUGUAAUAUCUUAACUCCUGAUGAUUUAUCUAGUGAAUAUGCAUUUAUGGAAGGUCCAACAUUCCGGAAAUUAUCUGUUGCUGAAAGAACUAGAAUAGUUCCUGAAUUAAAAGUUUUGGCUAGAUCAUCACCAGAAGAUAAACGUAUCUUAGUUGAUACUUUAAGAAAAUCUGGUGAAGUUGUCGCAGUUACUGGUGAUGGUACCAAUGAUGCACCUGCUUUGAAAUUAGCUGAUGUUGGAUUUUCAAUGGGUAUUGCAGGUACUGAAGUUGCCAGAGAAGCUUCUGAUAUUAUUUUAAUGACUGAUGAUUUUACUGAUAUUGUUCAAGCUAUUAAAUGGGGUAGAACUGUUGCAACAUCCAUUAAGAAAUUUAUUCAAUUUCAAUUGACAGUUAAUAUCACUGCAUGUGUUCUUACUUUUGUUUCUGCUGUUGCAUCAUCUGAUAAUCAAUCUGUUUUGACUGCAGUUCAAUUAUUAUGGGUUAAUUUGAUUAUGGAUACUUUAGCAGCAUUAGCAUUAGCUACUGAUAAGCCAGAUGAGAGUUUAUUGAAUAGAAAACCUGCUGGAAGAAGAACUGCAUUGAUUUCAACUUCAAUGUGGAAAAUGAUCUUAGGUCAAGCAGCUACCCAAUUAACAAUUACUUUUGUAUUACAUUUUGCAGGUCGUCAAAUUUUCUACGGUAAUACUGAAAUAUCUAGUCAUCAAAGUAAACAAUUAGAUGCUAUGACAUUUAAUACUUUUGUUUGGUUACAAUUUUGGAAAUUAUUUGUUACUAGAAAAUUAGAUGAAGCUGAUGAAGUUACUACUGUUAGAGGUAGACUUACUAGAGAAAAUUUGGAUUUUUUCCAAAAUUUAACUAGAAAUUGGUAUUUCAUUACUAUUACUACUCUUAUUGGAGCUUGUCAAGUUCUAAUUAUGUUUGUUGGAGGAGCAUCUUUCAGUAUUGUUAGACAAACUGGCGGACAAUGGGCUACUGCUAUUAUUGGUGGAUUCUUGAGUAUUCCAGCUGGUUUAAUAAUUAGAAGUAUUCCAAAUUGGUGGGUGGAAAGAAUCUUCCCAACCAGAUUAUUUAAUACUUUUAUAUAUUAUGCUGGAUUUAAUUUUUUAAGCUCAAAGAAGAGAGAAAACCGUAAUAAUGAUGUUGAAAAAAAUGGACAAGUUGUUGAAGAUGAAUCUUAUUCAGAAAAAGGAAAUAAUAAUUAAAUUUUAUAUAGAAAUAAUAGUUAAAAUUUUAUAUAAUUAGACGGACUGAUAUAUUAAUAUAAUACAUAUAUUUAUUGCAUUUGAAGCGCGGUAAUUUGUGCAGAUCAAAAUUUUGCAGCUUUCCUUGAG